Caenorhabditis angaria is the source of this 571-nucleotide messenger RNA. Lineage: Eukaryota; Metazoa; Nematoda; Chromadorea; Rhabditida; Rhabditidae. The record is from the annotation of a GenBank genome assembly.
AUGGAUAGUCCAGAUGAUCUUCUCUACACAUAUUUUUGCCCGAGAAGUCGUAUGUAUGAAACUCGAGUUAUUCGAGCAAAAUAUUUAGCUGAUCAUGAAAUAAGAAAAGCAAAUAUUCUUGGAGGUCAUAUUAAUGUUGUUUCUUUGCAAAGAAUUGUGAGUUUUUUGUUUGAAAUAUUUUAUGCUGGCCAUAAGUUUAAAACGAUCCAAACUCUGUUAACUUAUAUUUAAAAAUGUAUGGGCAUAUUUCCAGUGUCAAAUGCGUAUAAUGGGCGCCUUGUUGAGAAGAAUCAAUCAGCGAACAAUUCAAAACAAGCAGAAUUUAGCAGUUCUCAAAGUAUCGAUUGAACGCUCCAAAACAAGCUCUCGAGGGGUAAUAUUUUUUUUCUUCAUUUUAUUCAUGAUCUAUUGAAAACCCCCUUUCCAGGCUGAUUAUGAAUUGGUUGCUCGUUGUUACAGAAUUUUCACCGAAGAAGAUGUGCGGGAAGAAACAUGCGAUUUUCCGCGUCUCAAUUAUCAAAAUGAAUUUCCAAGCAAAGCAAAAACUGUCACUUUUAUGCUCAACUUGUAA